Molecule: messenger RNA, 1449 nt
Organism: Penicillium oxalicum
Lineage: Eukaryota; Fungi; Ascomycota; Eurotiomycetes; Eurotiales; Aspergillaceae
Product: FMN-dependent alpha-hydroxy acid dehydrogenase family protein
Exons: 5
Coding region: 1-1449 (482 amino acids)
Molecular function (GO): oxidoreductase activity
Source: RefSeq, a predicted model, not a curated record
AUGGCUCCCCGCCGAGUUUCAACGGACGAAGUCGCUCGCCACUGUACCAUCGAUGACUGCUGGCUGGUCGUCGACAACCAAGUCUGGGAUGUCUCCGCCUUUGCCCCAAACCACCCCGGUGGUGCGGAGAUCAUUCUCCAGUAUGCGGGUCGCGAUGCCACGGUCGCCUACAAUGAAGUUCACAGCCCGGCCACCAUCGGCAGAGCUCUGCCGCCCACCCAACUGAUCGGCCAGCUGGACCCGUCUUCAAUCGACGAAACGUGGAGCCAGGACCUUAGGCCGCAGUCCAAACCUCACACGACCGAACGGCCUCUGAGCGCGAUUCUCAGCAGCUAUGACUUUGAGGAUGCAGCCCAUGAUGCUUUCUCGAAGAAAGCCUGGGCGUUUUAUUCGAGCGCCGCGACUGAUUUGAUCUCCUUCAAUGGCAACCAAUCUUUUUACCGGCGCAUCUGGAUGCGGCCGCGACUUCUUCGCAACGUGGCAGCCGUCAGCACGCAAGCUACCGUCCUGGGGGCAUCGUUUUCGCUACCUGUGGUUGCAGCGCCCGUUGCACUCGCCCGACUGGCAAAUCCCUGUGGCGAGAUGGGAAUUGCGGGUGCAGUGGCGAAGAAGAGGGUCGGAUACUGCAUUCCCAUCACUGCGUCUUUUUCCGCGGAAGAGAUCAUCGCGUCUGCGCCCGCAGAGUAUCCGUUUUUCUUCCAGCUGUACGUCAACAAGAGCCGCCCUUCAUCAGAGGCCAUACUUCGCCGAGUCUGGGAUCUUGGCAUUCGUACACUCUUCGUGACGAUUGAUACACCAACGCCGGGGAAGCGAGAGGCGGAUGAACGCGUGCGAUCAGAGGAGUCAAUCUCAAUGCCUAUGACGGGUACCUCUGCCAGUCAGGAUAUGAAGGGGAGUGGAAUCACUCGAACCACGGGCUCUUUCUUGGACGAUACCUUGUCCUGGAGUGAUCUCGCUUGGUUGCGUUCACAAUGGCGAGGAAAGCUGGUGCUCAAAGGAAUCCAGUCGGUUGAAGACGCGCUGAUGGCAGUAGAGGCGCAGGUGGACGGGAUCGUAUUGAGCAACCACGGCGGGCGAAACCUAGAUACGUCCCCUCCGGCAGUCCUGACUCUUCUUGAGCUGCGCCGACACUGUCCUCACGUUCUCCUCCAGACGGAGGUUCUGGUCGAUGGCGGCAUCCGGCGGGGAACUGACAUUCUGAAAGUCAUGUGUCUGGGAGCCCGGGCGGUGCUGAUCGGCAGGCCGAUGAUCUACGCCCUCGGUUAUGGGCAAGAGGGUGUGGAGCAUUUGAUUGAUCUCUUGACGUCGGAGCUUCAAGCGGCAAUGAAGCUGGUAGGCAUCACUGAUCUCUCUCAGGCGCACGGUGGCUUGCUCAAUACACAGGAUCUAGAGCACCUGGUAGUCCGAGAGCUGAGUGACUGCAAAGGUGCGCCACGGGCAAAAAUCUAA